GACAGACACAGACAGAGAAGGACAGUGAAUAUUAAAGAGAUUGACAUGAUGGUUGAGUUUACAUUACGAUUGCUUAUAUUUACAGCUGCGAUUCUUAAUAUUAAUAUAUCAAUUUAGCUUUUCUCUUUUAAUCUUACAUUCCUGCUUAUCCUUAUGGUCCCCGCAGAAGCAAUGUUUACGUCGGCUGCUGCCAAAUAAUGAACUUGUAAAAGGUCAGAGAGAAACCCAAGAAACGAAACUAAUAGAAAUAAUAUACAGAAAAAGAAAGAAGAAAGAAAAUAGAUCCAGGGGAUAUAGACUACAUAGUAGUCUAAAACCCUAUAAAAGAAGAAAGAAGAAGAAGAAGAGAAACCCAAGAACGUAAAGGAAUAAAUAGACACAUACAAUGGGAGGCAAUGCAAGUUCACACAAGACGCCAACUUCAGAACCUACGACUUCAACAGCUGGAGAAGGCAUCAAGUCAAUCAGGACUACAAAUGUUUUCAAAGCAGUCAAUUUUGAACUUUAUGUAAAACCAAACAUAGCAGUGAUGACCUUUGGAGUUGUAGCUAUUCUGUGCAGCGCAGGUUAUCUUGCGUAUAUGAAGGCAUCAAUGAGGGAAAGUAAAACUUAUGUGGCCAUUGCCGAGGAUGGAUCCCAACAAUUGACAAUAAAGAAAUCAAGAUGGGAGUGAUUACAUUGGUUAUUAAGAAGCUAUGUUUUAAUAUUGUUGUACAGAAAAUAAAACUAUUUAAUGUA
Messenger RNA from Penaeus indicus, 738 nucleotides. RefSeq names its product small integral membrane protein 8-like. The record is from RefSeq and is a predicted model, not a curated record. Bases 386 to 673 code for a protein of 95 amino acids. The transcript is spliced from 3 exons. NCBI's taxonomy places the organism in Eukaryota, Metazoa, Arthropoda, Malacostraca, Decapoda, Penaeidae.